CGUAUACAGAAAUUAUACAAAGCUGUUUGAGUGUAACUUGUUUUUAAAUAACAUUCAGUCAGAUGACGAGCUGCAGCAACCUGUUUUUUACAGUCUAUUCUAGCGACUGGCUUUAUUAAGUGCGCAUUUAUAAGGGGUGUUACGGUCGCUCGGUAUCUGAUUCACUGCACACCGGGCGCCGUAAAGCGUCGAUGUGACGCGCACGCGUGUUUCGGCUGUCACGCCGUUGUAGUUCAGGUGCUCGCUCGGUGAAGUGCGGAAAGAUGUCCGACGAACAUUUGCCAUCAAAUUAUCAAUUCAAAUGACCUCUUGUAAGUACGUCACCUUAAACAGGUAAAACCUGUCGCGUUUUUCAACCACACAAAUGCACUUGCUGCAGCAAGAAACUACACACGGAAGUAAAUCUACGACUGCUUCUGUGCUUCAUAAAGUCUUUUAUCUUACGUUAAAGGAUUAAUGGUCUUUAACAGUGUCCACUGAGUUCAGCAUCUGCCUUUUAUUUCUAUGGUUUCGUCGCGUUCACCUGCGCAGACGCAGACAUGAACACUCAGAAGUUUAUGAGGUUGAUCGUGGCCUGCUUGGUGAUUGUUGCCAUGGUGAAAAUUUUCUUUCGUCCCAGCUCGAGCAAAGACCCGAGUGUCGAACCCCACCAGAUCAUACACGGUGGUCGUUUCUGGGCUAACCAGCGUAUCCCACAGCUGAAUUUGGUUCAUAGCGAGGAGGAUCCUGCCGUAAAAGAACAAUCAGAGGUUCAGCCCGAGAAGAAAGAGGUGAUCCAGUCAAACCAAGAGGACGAGAUAGAACCAGAAGAUCCUGAUGAUACACCCAUGGAUCCAUUAAAAAUCGUCCACUUAGAUCUGAAAGGCGCCGCACCCAAAGUCAAAUACCUUGAACAGAUAUUCCCUCUACUGUCAUCUCUGGGCGCGAAUGGGAUAUUGCUGGAAUAUGAAGAUAUGUUUCCUUAUGAGGGGGAGCUCAGCAUUGUCAGAUCGAGCUUUGCAUACAGUGCUGAAGACAUCGAGGAAAUGAAGUCCCUGGCCAAACGGCACAAGCUCGAGCUGAUUCCUCUGGUGCAGGUGUUCGGACACUUGGAGUUUGUCUUAAAGCACGAGAAGUACUUCAAUUUGAGAGAAGUGAACACGUUUCCCAAUAGCCUGAACCCUCAGGCCCAAGGAAGCAUGGAUCUCGUUCAAGACAUGCUAACUCAGGUCAUGAAGAAGCACCCAGAAGCAAAGUGGUUCCACAUUGGCGCUGACGAGGUGCGAGGCCUGGGCGAAAGCGAAGUUUCGAAGCGCUGGUUGGAAGCCAACAGUGGAGACAUGGGGAAGCUCUUCCUCAAUCACGUGACCGCAGUUGGGAGGUUCAUGACCAAACUGAAGCGAGGAAUCAAGCUGAUCUUAUGGGACGACAUGUUUAGGAAGCUUAGCUCCAAUACUAUCAAAGAAUCGGGUUUGCAGGACCUUGCAUCACCCAUGAUAUGGAAGUACAUCCCGAACAUGGAUGAGAAAGAGAUCGGUAAUUAUAUCUCCAAGUAUGAACAGGCCGGAUUUAAGGGUGUGUGGUUUGCUAGCGCUUUCAAAGGAGCCUCUGGAAUAGACCAGAAAUGGACUCCAAUCAAUCACCAUUUAAAAAACCACCUACAGUGGCAGAAAGUCAUUGCGUCUAUGCCGCAGUACAAGUCUGUGAGACUCCAAGGCAUCGCUCUGACUGGCUGGCAGAGGUAUGAGCAUCACACUGUGCUGUGCGAGCUUCUCCCAGUGGCCAUCCCUUCUCUGGCGGUCUGUCUUCAGACGCUGAAAUACGGUUCGUUUGAUGCUGAGGCCCAGAAGGAGGUGGAACAUCUCCUCGGGUGUCAGAUUGAACUGAGCAAAAAUGAGUGCAAGGGUGCAUCCUUUCCUGGCUCGGAUGUUUAUGACAUGGUAAAGAAGAUCAACGACAACCUCGAGAGCUCAGUUAAAAAGAUCAUGCAGAGCUACCAUGUCAAGGGGUCGUUCAGCCCAUAUCAUCGCAAGCGCAACUUUGCAAACCCUCGAAAUCUUGCAUUUUUCAAAGAUGAACUGAUGAAACUGAUGAAUGAAUGGGAUUCCUUUUUACUGACUUUUCGGCAAAAUAUGGAGGCAAUCUUCUACCCAGACACUUUAGAGGAGUGGUUGGAGGAAAAUGUCAACGAACACAUAGAAAGGCUUCAUAGCAUGGUGGUUGAUGUCGAACGAAUUAUUAAACUCAACGGACAGCCAAAGGUCGAUCUUUCAAAAAAGAGGUGAAAAGCGGACCAACAGGAAAGACAUUCCAAAAUGUGGCAUUCAGACUUCCUACUUGAAGAAGUGGACUCACUGCACUAUAUCUAUAUCGGAGUUGACUUAAAAUAAUCAAAAUGAUUUGCCUUUUGCGGUACAGCUAGUUUUUAUUUUUCUCAAAUGUAGAUCUCUAGGGAUAGAUCAUGACCCGACUUCAUCUCUUUGACGCGCAGAAUGUAUUUUUUACAUUUUUCUUCAGUUCAAAGAGCACAGAUAUUGUGCAGUUUUAUGCAGUUGCAGAAUGUGGACCCAAUUGAGAGCCUCGAAUAAAGAUACUAGGUAUCUUUAGUGUUUCGGUACAUAUAGUUCUGAACUAGCUAUAAAAGCAUUUACCUCAGAAAACAUUAACAUUAAAAACCUGUUGGUCGUGGAGCUUAUGUUACAUUUACAGCUUUAUCGCAAUGCCAAUAAUGCAACGUAAUUUGCUAGAUUUAAUUUCUUCUUUUGUGUGUGUUUAAGAUGGGUAAUGUAUUUUGUACUUGUACUGUUUUUGCUGUUUAUUACUGCCAAAUAUUUAAUGGUUUCUGUGCUUUCAGUAAAAUUCAGAUAUCGCAUUUCACUGUGAUUAUCAAUACAGUAAUGUUUUUUUUCUUUAUCGAAUAUAUAACACUGUGGUGUGACGUUAAGAUGCAGUCUUUUAGAAAUUUAAAUGUAAAACAUUUUUA
Puntigrus tetrazona (Sumatra barb) is the source of this 2962-nucleotide messenger RNA. Its product is annotated as beta-N-acetylhexosaminidase. The record is from RefSeq and is a predicted model, not a curated record. Gene Ontology annotation, molecular function: hexosaminidase activity. The transcript has 14 exons. Bases 540 to 2264 code for a protein of 574 amino acids. Gene Ontology annotation, biological process: carbohydrate metabolic process. Lineage: Eukaryota; Metazoa; Chordata; Actinopteri; Cypriniformes; Cyprinidae.